AUGAUUUCUCUUCGUUCCUUGGCACCUCUUGUGCUGACAUUGCUUUCCAUCACGUUCACCACGGUGCAAGCCGGUGUGGACUUGUGUGGAGCACCUGGACGAUUGCCACCCAUGGAUCGAUUCGAUUGUUUGAUCCACCAAAACCCCAAUUUGAGCUGCGGGCAACUCUUCUUUCAAGUAGCGGCCAUGAACCCCAAUGCUUACACCAACCAAAUGUUGGGUUUGUUCGGAAACAUGUGCUGUAACGCCAAUGUUGCCAAGCAAUGCAUUGGACAUCCAGGAGGAAACCAAGGAGGUUCUGACACUAACAACAACAACAACUCCAACAACAAUGUCAACACGGUAGGAAGACCCUCUGGCUAUGGCGGAAGAGGUCCCAAUGGAACCUGUAACAUUUGCCAGAACGGUGGUACUUUGGACGAUACGUACAACGCUCGUGGACAAAAGCUUCAUUACAAUCUUCGUUACAUUGGCCGGGCCAACGCUGGUUUCUCGUGUCAACAAUUCGAUUGGUUGGGCAAGAAUGGUUACAUUCCCAACUUUAUGUGCGGGCCUGUCAUUAGCAUCCUUCCACGAUACUGUCCCGUCUGUUCUGGAGGUGGAGGUGCAUCGCAGCAACAACAACAACAAGUAGCCGCACCCCAGCAAACCCAAUCCUUUGGGGGAAGCGGUGAAAGUGGUUGUGGUCGAUACCGCAACAACAAGAAUGGAUGCAAAUCCGCUGGUUGCAAGUACAAUAAAAAGUUUGGAACUUGUAUUGCCAAGUAA
Cylindrotheca closterium is the source of this 768-nucleotide messenger RNA. The record is from the annotation of a GenBank genome assembly. NCBI's taxonomy places the organism in Eukaryota, Bacillariophyta, Bacillariophyceae, Bacillariales, Bacillariaceae.